Molecule: messenger RNA, 9626 nt
Organism: Cololabis saira (Pacific saury)
Lineage: Eukaryota; Metazoa; Chordata; Actinopteri; Beloniformes; Belonidae
Gene: cacna1ea
Product: voltage-dependent R-type calcium channel subunit alpha-1E
Exons: 47
Coding region: 1-7599 (2532 amino acids)
Biological process (GO): calcium ion import across plasma membrane; chemical synaptic transmission
Cellular component (GO): membrane; voltage-gated calcium channel complex; neuronal cell body
Molecular function (GO): high voltage-gated calcium channel activity; calcium ion binding
Source: RefSeq, a predicted model, not a curated record
AUGCUGGAACAGAGCUCCUGUUCGGUCAGUUCUCAGUCUCUGACGGAUGACCACAAUGCUUUGGAACUACCUGAAUCUCCAGGAGGGACUGGGUGUCCGGCGGCCAGUUUGGAUCCCAGCAUUGGAACGGUGUGUGGUAGCAGCACACCCAGGCACCACAUCCUGCAUCCAUCCCAGACGGACUGUGAGAGCUGGCAGAAGCAUCGCACAGGACUGGCUGGAGGGUCAAGCCUAUAUUCAGAGGCUCAUUCACUCCUGGAGCCCCAGAGUCUGUCCACCAGCUAUGACACCAUUUACCAUCCACCGGUGUCUGGGCUUACUUCCACUCUACACCCAAACCGCCUUGGCCUCUCUCUUGAUGUGGCCUCAGCUUUUGACACUGGGGCUGGGAUGUUGGGGCUGGAUGGAGAUUUGGCAGUCAGUCCGAACAUGAUGAAGAGACGGCGAGGUGGUCUGAUUGAACAGAGAGAUAUUGUAAAAGCUCACCAGGCUCAUAAGAUACAUAGCACACCACAGGCGCGACGCAAAGAGUGGGAAAUGGCCCGUUUCGGAGACGACGUCCCCGGUUUGUUGAGUUCAGGGGAUGGAGGGUCCGAUCGCAACCGGCCCCGCGAUGGAGCGGCCGCGUCUACAGGUGGGAUCUCCCCCGCGUUCAAGCAGACCAAGGCGCAGCGCGCCCGCACCAUGGCGCUGUACAACCCCAUCCCCGUCCGGGAGAACUGCUUCACCGUCAACAGGUCCCUCUUCAUCUUCGGGGAAGACAAUGUGGUCAGGAAGUACGCCAAGAAAAUCACUGAGUGGCCUCCAUUUGAGUACAUGAUCCUCGCCACUAUCAUCGCCAACUGUAUUGUCUUGGCCCUGGAGCAGCAUCUCCCCGGAGAGGACAAAACACCCAUGUCAAAGAGACUGGAGAAGACAGAACCAUACUUUAUAGGGAUGUUCUGUUUUGAGGCGGGGAUAAAGAUCAUUGCCCUUGGCUUUGUGUUUCAUAAAGGCUCCUACCUCAGAAAUGGCUGGAACGUCAUGGACUUCAUCGUAGUCCUCAGUGGGAUCCUGGCUGCAGCAGGGGCACAUAUGAACAUCUCAGUGGACCUGAGGACCCUGAGGGCUGUGCGAGUACUGCGACCCCUCAAACUGGUCUCAGGCAUCCCUAGUCUGCAGAUAGUCCUGAAGUCUAUAAUGAAGGCCAUGGUUCCGCUGCUGCAGAUUGGCCUGCUGCUGUUUUUUGCAAUCCUCAUGUUUGCUAUCAUUGGCCUGGAGUUUUACAGCGGCAAACUGCACAAGACCUGCACAUCAGAGCCUGGAAUACUUGAAAACGAGACGGUGGACUCGUCUGAGUACGAGUUCCCUUGUGGCGUUCGCCAGUGUCCAGCCAAAUACAGCUGCAUUGAGACCUGGAUUGGCCCCAAUGAUGGCAUCACACAAUUCGACAACAUCCUGUUUGCUGUUCUCACUGUCUUCCAGUGCAUCACCAUGGAGGGGUGGACCACUGUACUCUACAAUACCAACGAUGCCUUGGGCCCCAUGUGGAACUGGCUCUACUUCAUCCCUCUAAUCAUUAUCGGCUCAUUCUUCGUCCUCAACCUGGUGCUGGGUGUGCUCUCUGGGGAGUUUGCCAAGGAGAGGGAGAGAGUGGAAAACCGUAGGGCCUUCAUGAAGCUGAGACGCCAGCAGCAGAUUGAGAGAGAGCUCAAUGGUUACCGCGCUUGGAUCGACAGAGCAGAGGAAGUAAUGCUUGCAGAGGAAAAUAAGAACUCCGGACCAUCUGCCCUCGAUGUGCUGAAGCGAGCCACCACCAUCAAGAGGAGAGGCAUGGAUGUGCAUCAGGGACCCCCAGGGGAGGAACAGUACGGUGACAUCUCAUCUGUGGGCAUGCCUGUUAACAGAGUGAGCGUCAGGAGUGCAAAACGAGGUCCAACAGCGUAUUUUCGCCGCAAGGAGCGUAUCCUGCGGAUUUCUAUCCGUCGCGUGGUGAAGACACAGACUUUCUACUGGACGGUCCUUGGCCUUGUAGCUCUCAAUACACUGUGUGUAGCCAUUGUUCACCACAACCAGCCUCUCUGGUUAUCCAACUUCCUCUACUAUGCAGAGUUCCUGUUCCUCGCUCUGUUCCUGACAGAGAUGUUCCUGAAGAUGUACAGCUUGGGUCCACGCCUCUACUUUCAUUCCUCCUUCAACUGCUUUGACUGCAGCGUAAUCGUCGGCAGCAUCUUUGAAGUGCUGUGGGGUUUCUUCAGGCCUGGGACUUCCUUUGGCAUUAGUGUUCUGCGUGCACUCCGUCUACUGAGGAUCUUCAAAAUUACCAAGUACUGGGCUUCUCUGAGAAACUUGGUCAUCUCUCUGAUGAACUCCAUGAAGUCCAUCAUCUCCCUGAUAUUCCUCCUCUUCCUCUUCAUUGUUGUCUUCGCACUCCUUGGCAUGCAGCUAUUUGGCGGCAGGUUCAUCUUUGAGGAGUACACGCCAACAAACUUUGACACCUUCCCUGCAGCUAUCAUGACCGUCUUUCAGAUCCUGACUGGAGAGGACUGGAACGAAGUGAUGUAUAAUGGCAUUCGCUCUCAAGGAGGAGUCAAGUCCGGGAUGUGGUCCUCUAUCUACUUUAUAGUUCUCACUCUUUUUGGAAACUACACGCUGCUGAAUGUGUUCUUGGCUAUUGCUGUGGAUAACCUUGCCAAUGCACAAGAACUUACCAAGGAUGAAGAGGAGGCAGAGGCAGCAUUUAACCAGAAGCAUGCUCUGCAGAAGGCCAAGGAGGUUGGACCGUUAUCCUCCUUCAUGUCUUCAGAUGGAAGCCGGAGGAGGCGGCCCUACCUGUACAGGAAGAGAGCCAUACACCGCAGCCGGCCUACCUACUCCUACUCCCUGGAAGAGGCCCAGGGCAGUAUCAGGGAGGGCCACCCACCUCCACCACUCAAUCCCUCUAACUCUUUCAUGUCCAGGAGAGAGAGGAGAAAGAGGUUGACCAUGUCAGUGUGGGAACAGAGGACCAGCCAGCUGAGAAGACACCGGCAGAUGUCCAGCCGAGAGAUUCUGUUUAACAACCCCAGUGAGGAGAAAGAUGCACAGGGACGUCCACUGUCACAACAUCGUAAAGCCGCGCAGCACACGCCAUCUGGGAGUGUGAAGCUUCUGACGGAUCCCCUGGACUCCCAGCCUCAAGUGCCCUCUAUGUCCGUGGACACGCCCUUAGAUGCAACUUUGCCUGAUAAUGUACCUGAACCAUCGAUUCCAGUGUUGCUGCCAGAGUCACCGAAUGCCACAGCUCCCACUGACUCCGUGUCCAUGGCCCUACCAGAGCCGCCUGAAUCGGAGCCCGUCCCAGAGAGCAAGAGACUGGGCGUUAACCACAAAUCCACCGAGCGACGAAGCCCCAGACUGAACGGUGAACGUCAGCACAGGGCUGUAAAGAAGUUCAGACCUCCAGAUAAUAUUGACACACUGACUCCAGUGAUUGGAGGCCAUGUCAGGGACAGGAAGGCGCUGCGGCACUGUGACCAUCAGAACGGGACCAGAACUCAAGGCUCUUUUCCUGGGAAUGGUGAGCCGUCAGACAGUUGCCCUGUCAUUGGGGACACAGGGAGAAAUCCUGAAAAAGUAGAAGAGGGGGAAGCGGAGCCUGAAAGCAAAGAGGGAGACGUGUCCAAACAAGAGGACAGCAGACAGGGUGAUCAGAGUGAAGGAGGGAACAGUAACCUGAAGGAAAUCCAGCGCCACGGCGACCUUUGUCCUCAGACGCAGGAGGAGCUUCCAGAGCAGUCGGAGCCGUCUGCUUUCACAAACCCAGUGGAAAAGACGGAAGCCAAAGAGCCAGAGCAGGAACAGGACCAGGACCAGGACCAGGACCAGGACCAGGACCAGGAUAAAUCUCAACUUGACUCCAGUGUGAUCAUUGACAUGCCCAACAUGCAGUCGUCUCUUGAGCUCUCCACGAUCACGGUCAACAACAAGGACCUUGAAACCUGUAAGUCAGACAUGGAGGAGACAGAGGAGACAAAGCCUGUCAACACCGUGGCACCUGACAGCAUGUUCAUCUUCAAACCUGACAACCCGGUGCGCCGAGCGUGUCACUAUGUGGUGAACUUCAGGUACUUUGAGAUGUCCAUCCUGUUGGUCAUAGCUGCCAGUAGUAUUGCGCUGGCUGCAGAGGACCCUGUAGCCAGCUCCUCUGACUGGAAUAAGGUUCUUCGCUACUUUGACUAUGUUUUCACUGGAGUUUUCACUUUUGAAAUGAUUAUAAAGAUGAUUGACCAAGGUCUGAUUCUUCACGAUGGCUCCUACUUCAGAGACCUGUGGAACAUCCUGGACUUCAUCGUCGUGGUGGGAGCACUGGUGGCCUUCGCCCUCACCAAUGUGAUGGGAAAUAACAAAGGAAGGGACAUUAAGACCAUCAAAUCUCUGAGGGUGUUGCGUGUACUCCGACCUUUGAAGACCAUCAAAAGGCUGCCGAAACUGAAGGCGGUGUUCGACUGUGUAGUGACGUCUCUUAAGAACGUCUUCAACAUCUUGAUUGUCUACAAACUUUUCAUGUUCAUCUUUGCCGUCAUCGCUGUGCAACUCUUUAAGGGGAAGUUUUUCUACUGUACUGACAGUUCAAAGGACACACAGAAAGAUUGCCAGGGUUACUACAUUGAUUACGGGAAGGAUAAGAAAGAGGUAAAGAAAAGAGACUGGAAGAGGCACGAGUUUCAUUACGACAACGUCAUCUGGGCUUUGCUAACGCUGUUCACGGUCUCCACUGGAGAGGGAUGGCCUCAGGUCCUGCAGCACUCCGUGGAUGUGACAGAAGAGGACAGAGGUCCAAGCCACGGCAACAGGAUGGAGAUGUCAAUCUUCUAUGUCAUCUAUUUUGUCGUCUUUCCUUUCUUCUUUGUCAAUAUUUUUGUGGCUCUCAUCAUCAUCACCUUCCAGGAGCAGGGGGACAAGAUGAUGGAGGAGUGCAGUCUAGAGAAAAACGAGAGAGCGUGCAUAGACUUUGCCAUCGGUGCAAAGCCCCUGACCCGGUACAUGCCGCAGAACCGACACACGUUCCAGUACCGUUUGUGGCAUUUUGUGGUCUCGCCUUCGUUUGAGUACACCGUCCUGGCCAUGAUUGCUCUCAAUACUAUAGUGCUGAUGAUGAAGUAUUACUCUGCGCCGCCAGCAUAUGAUGCCGUAUUGAAGCACUUGAACACAGCUUUCACUGUGCUCUUCUCUGUUGAGUGUGUGCUCAAGAUCCUGGCCUUUGGCUUUCUGAACUACUUUCGAGACACUUGGAAUAUUUUUGACUUCAUCACUGUCUUGGGCAGCAUUACUGAGAUUGUGGUAGACUUGCAGAAAAUUGAUGCGUUCAACAUGAGUUUCUUGAAGCUGUUCCGAGCUGCUCGUCUGAUCAAACUGCUGAGACAAGGCUACACCAUCCGCAUCCUCCUGUGGACCUUCGUUCAGUCAUUCAAGGCGUUGCCCUAUGUGUGCCUGCUCAUCGCCAUGCUCUUCUUUAUCUAUGCCAUCAUUGGCAUGCAGGUGUUUGGGAACAUUAAAUUGAAUGAGGAGACCCACAUCAACCAACACAACAACUUCAAAAGCUUCUCUGGUGCUCUGAUGCUGCUGUUCAGGAGUGCCACCGGGGAAUCGUGGCAGGAGAUCAUGUUGUCGUGUCUGGGAGGACAGCAGUGUGAAACCGACCCAUCUCUCGUGUCAGAAGUAGGGACUACUGACGGAAAGGAGGGCUGUGGCUCCGAAUUUGCCUAUUUUUACUUUGUGUCCUUCAUCUUUUUUAGCUCCUUCUUGAUGCUGAACCUGUUUGUGGCUGUGAUCAUGGAUAACUUUGAAUAUCUUACAAGAGACUCGUCCAUCCUGGGUCCGCACCACCUGGAUGAAUUUGUCCGAAUCUGGGGAGAGUAUGAUCGCGCUGCCAGUGGCCGCAUCCAUUACACUGACAUGUAUGAGAUGUUGACCAACAUGUCGCCACCUCUAGGCCUGGGCAAGAAAUGCCCCUCCAAGGUGGCAUAUAAGAGACUUGUCCUGAUGAACAUGCCAGUCGAUGAUGACAUGACCGUCCACUUCACAUCCACCCUCAUGGCCCUCAUCCGCACAGCCCUCGAGGUCAAGAUAGCGAGAGGAGGAGAAGACAGAAAUCAGAUGGAUUUGGAUCUGCAGAAGGAGAUUGGUCUUAUCUGGCCUCACCUUUCUCAUAAGACCCUGGACCUACUGGUUCCCAUUCACAAAGCCAGUGACAUGACCAUAGGGAAGAUCUAUGCUGCUAUGAUGAUCAUGGAUUAUUAUAAGCAAAGCAAAGCAAAGAAGCUGCGACAGCAGCUGGAAGAACAGAAACACGCUCCCAUGUUCCAGCGUAUGGAUGCGUCCUCUCUUCCUCAAGAAAUCCUAUGCAAUGCCAAAUCCUUGUCAUUCCUCAGGCACAGUGCUGGAUCUGCUCUCACCAGGGGGGGGUUUGUGGCACUCAGCCCCAUUUCCCCUCAGGAGAUGUUCCUGCAGCCACUGUCUCGCUCCAGGGAGGAGAAAGAGGCAGAGGAUGACGAAGACUACCGCUCACCUUACAACCCUUACCAUCAUCCCCAUCCCCACCACCAGCAGCAUCAUUUACACACACUGGUGCCAGAGGUAGUGGAGUACAAACAACUGAUGCAGCAGACCAGGCAGGGCCCAGCACUUAUUAAAUCACCUCAGCGCACUGCAUCCAUCAGAGCAUCUUCUAUGCCCCGACUUGCUGUUGAUCCACAGCCUGGGAUGUCAGCAGAGAGUCAGCUGAUGAAGCGCUCCUUCUCCACCAUCGGAGAUCAGUGUGUGAAUGGCCUCUGGCAGGAGCAACACUCUCUGGAGAGAAUCAGUCCCGAUGACACAUUCAGACCCCGGCAGAGGAGUUACAGAGGCCCAAAAAUCAACCCAAGAGAGACGAGUCAUGAGAGAGGACGAUCGAAGGAACGACGCCACCUGCUGUCUCCCGACGUGUCCCGCUGCAACUCUGAGGAGCGAAGCAGGGAGCCUUCCUGUGAGAGGAGACGGUCCCGUUCACCAAGCGAAGGACGCACACAUACCUCGCACAAACAGGUGAACACAUUAGGCAGUCCCGCCACCUCUGCUUCGGAGUCCGGUACUCCUCGCAAUCGGCGACAACUGCCCCAGACGCCCUCUCGCCCGCGGCCUUACAUCUCUUAUUCUCCUCUGGUCUGCCGAGCUCCCACCUCUCCUACUGCUGCAGCCUCUUCUGAGGAACAGAUCCAGACUCAAGAGGGGCCUAGUGGCCCCGCUGAGACCUCGUGGAGGACUGACAAUGACAGCAGACCCCUGUCUGCAGGUCAGGGCUCAUCUGGAGGCCACACCUCAGCACCGAGCCACCCAUCUCCUCACCGCUACAUAUCAGAGCCCUACCUCCCAUUCCACAAGGAACUCGGCAGUGGCGGCGAAGGUGAGAGGCAGGAGACCCUCACCUUCGAGACCGCCGUGGCCACCAGCCUAGGACGUGCCAACGCCAUCAGCUCCGCCCCUCAGCUCAGACACUCCUGGCAGGUUCCUAACGGACAUUUCCGGAAGCACUUGGUCCAGGCGAGUCCAGGCGACGGCAGCGAGCUGCUAAGUGACACAGAUGAGGAUGACCGUUGCUAAAAAAGUAGAGGCUUCACAGAGCAAUUAGGCACCUCAGAACAUCUUUUGUGGGACCACAAUGCUUUUGCUCCUCCGUUGGUGAGAGAAUCUGAUGUUCUCAGCACCAGUAGCAUUAACGGCAAGACUGAGCAACACCACGUUUUAUCUGGACACUUGAGUUUGUGUACACAUGUCAUUAUUUCUGUUUGUGUGUGUAGUUGGAGGGAAACUGUAUAUGUGGACUUACGAAUGAGUGUGCUCCUAUCAAGGAAUAUUUAAAAUAAAGAGAAAAGCAGAGACUGACCAUACCGAGAGUAGCUCUCUGCAGGCAAACCCAUUAAGUUAGUGUUUUGAUUGUUAAUGAACAAAUUAUGGUAAGAUAUUGAUCCAUGGUUUCCAAAUCUUCUGAGUGUUUCCCAGAAACCAACUAAGUGCAUUUCGUAUAAGUGAAGAUAGAGGUAGCAUGUAAACGUUUAAUAAGAUGAAUGUAUUUGUUUUAUGUUCAUGUUAACUGAGAAGAUUGCUGUUAGUAUUUGCCGUGCAUAGUUGUGGGGGUAGAAAUGAUGCCAGCUUGUGUAAGAGGCGGCCAAUUGUUCCCAAGACUUCCUGUUUACAAGAAUAUACAUGAGAUUUAUGGGCAUUAAACAGUUGCUAAACAAUAAUACUCAUUACAGGAAAUCAGCCUUCGGUCUUUGAGUGAGCAGCCUGGGUAUAUUUAUCGGGUUAAAAUGUGAAAACAAUGACGGUGUGCAUUAAACUGGAGGACAGUGUUGUGGAUUUAGAAGAGAUGACAGAUGGUCAUGAUGAUAUAUUGUAAUGUAUUUUUUCAAAUUUUCUAAAAGGGAUGCUUAUCUGUGACCCAAAAUGAAGGUCUGUGAACAUAAAAAAGACUACAGGUGCAGAUAAGCAACAUGACCAGGCCCUUGACCAGAGGCUCUUUGGUCUGCAUCUGCUCCGCUACCCGACUACAUCGGCCUGAGGGGCAUCCAUCUGCAGGAAAAACAGCCUUGAUAUUUGUUGUCAUGUGACGCCAAAUGGAUAUUCAUUCCCUACAUCUCUGUGCUGGAUAGCUACUAUCAGUAUUGUGUCAGAGAGACGACUAAAGCCAUUUCCCUCCUGUACAUAGAACCAGGGAUGAGUCCUCUUCAGGAUGUGUUGCCUUCUUUCCUGUACCAAUGAAAGUGAUGAGAAUUUAAUGACCUUUGUUCAGUACUUGUGAUGCAACAUAAAUGCUUUAACAAAAGAGGAACCACUGGAAAGCUAAUGUUUGUCCCUUUGUAACAGCCACAUAGCUCCAGUCAUUUAUGUUUUUGGUCCAUUUAAGCAAACAAAGUAUUUUCCGUGCUCGGUACUUACAGUAAUUUCCACGUGCAUGAUCAUUGUUGACGGUGAUGAUGAGAGGAUUGUCGCAAAGCUGCCUGAUUAAUUUUUACUGCAUAAUCCAUAAUGUUUGAUUAAUUUUGAUUAAUAAUGUAUUAUUUAUAAAACCGAAGCAGAAGAAAGAUUCCCAGCGUUCACGCUCAAUUUCUUUGAACAUUCCAAAACUUUAAACUAUUUGUUGUUCCCUCUUAAUAGGAUGUAUAUUUAUAUCAUGUGCUGUUGUGUUGUUAUAAUAUGACGAAUAUGUAAUGUGAACAGAGGACAUAUCUGAACUGAGAAACACUGAAAACAAGUAUUUUAGCAACAAAGCCUUUUAAAUGUGUUGGCUACAGGAUUUAUACAAUAAACAGUUUAGGUUAAGGCUUCAGCCUGAAGUAUAUACAGUAUAUCUGAGCGUGCUUAACAUGUACAGUGCAGCUUAGGACUUGAUGUUAAUGUCUGUCUGUACAGAAGAGCCUAAUCUGUGCCUGGGAAAAUUCACCCAAAGAGUUCCCUAUCAAGCCCAGAUUUCUUAGACAGAGAAGCUCUCUGGUAAAUAUGUAGUAUAAACUGUAUAAAAUGCAUCCAUGUUCACUUGAUUCCACUUUUUGUAAUUUACUUUCAUCAUCAUGCCUGUUUUUGACUGUUUACAUAUCUGUUCAGAGGACCAUUAAAAGAGAUCACUUGUC